CGUCGACCACUUUUUUUUUGGCACAAGAGCCUCAACCGACAAAGGGGCCCACAUGCAACGUCCUUGCACGGCUCACGUUGAACUCCAACUUCCAAGUGACGGCAGGCUGCAGCAGGGUCUAGACUCUAGAGCCUGAGGAACCCUGUCUUGCACGCCAGAUUCGGUGGCCAGAAGAUAUUACUCGAAGACACAGGGACUCAGCUAGGAGAGAGGGUAGAGGUGAGCGCCUCGUGGGGCGGUUUGCCAUGGAACGUAUGGAGAGCUUUCAGGAGCUGGACGCGGAUGCUGUGUCUGAUUAUGCUCGCAGGUUUGCGGAGAGUGAGCAAUUGCAACAUGCGGAGGAGGAAGAUGAUUGGGUUGACCUGCGCAGUAUGGCAGCAGGGGGCAGUGGGGACGAAUCCAGCCGAGAUGACAUGUACAUGGCCAAUGCCAGCCCUCGCACAGAUACAAGUGAGGACUUCCUGGAGGAAGAUGCCCAAAGGAUGCAGACGGGAAACGAGGACCAACACAUGGAGGGAAGGGAUGGCCACUCCAGGCAGCGGCAGGGAGAAGGAGACAUGGAUGUAGGGGCGCACCAAGACAAGAAGGGGCUGCCAACAGCGGGGUCAGCCUCGGACAGCGCCCUGCCUUUGUCACCUGAAGAGCAGGCUGCGCAGAAGGGAAGAAUGGAGCAUGGUUGUUCCCACUACCGGCGGCGGUGUCGCCUGCGUGCCCCUUGCUGCAAUGAAGUCUUUACGUGCCGGCACUGCCACAAUGAGGCCAAGAACGCGGGGGAGGAGGACCCCAAGCUGCGGCAUGACUUGCCGCGCCACGAAGUCACCUCUGUGGUGUGCAUGCUCUGCAACAUGGAGCAGCCUGUGUCGCAACGCUGCAGGAGCUGCGGGGUCACAUUCGGGGAAUACUUCUGCGACAAGUGCAGGUUCUUUGACGAUGACAUUUCCAAGGAACAGUUCCACUGCAACGAUUGCGGCAUCUGCCGCAUUGGCGGCCGCGACAAGUUCUUCCACUGCGCCACGUGCGAAUGCUGCUACGCCAUGUCCCUUCAGGACAAGCACAAGUGCGUCGAGAAGUCGAUGCACCACAACUGCCCCGUCUGCUUUGAGUACCUGUUUGACAGCGUGCACAGCACCAGCGUCAUGGUCUGUGGCCACACCGCCCACCACGCCUGCCUCGAGGAGAUGCGCCAGCACGGCCAGUACAACUGCCCCAUCUGCUCCAAGAGCCUGUACGACAUGGCCCCCGUGUGGGCGCAGCUGGACGCUGAGGUGGAGGCCACGCCCAUGCCGCCAGAGUACCGCGACAAGCUGGUGUGGAUCUUGUGCAACGACUGUGGGGGUAUCAACGAGGUGCGCUUCCACCUCGUGGCGCAAAAGUGCCCCGUGAUUGACUGUGGCUCUUACAACACGCGGCAGACGCGCGCCAGUGGGAACGCCGCCACUGCAGCUGCCGCAGGGCCCAGCCACACGGGAUAGACAAAGAGAGGAGCAAAGGGAAAUCGGGGAUCAUACGCAAUGGAUAGGGAUAGGUGUUCAUCGAACGAAGACUCCACUGGUAGGAAGGGCAGGCAGGUCACAGUCUAGGAAACAUGUUGACUACGAUGCUGUGCAUAGUUAGAGGCUAGCAGCCAUUGUAGCUUUAGAGAGUAGAAGAAAAACUUGCUCUGCAAAGGGGUCAGCCGGGAAAAGCGACACCACAAGUGUUGCCGCUUCAAGGGCUGUGAUUGGUGGACUCUCAGCGCAAAAACCGUCAUCAUAGCAUGCGGUCUGAUUCGAAGUGGACAUAGUAGGUAUGGUCGAUCAGGUUUAACAGUGGCAUGUGGGACUGCCCACAGAUUGACAUGUGUGGGCACGACCAGUUUAAACUUCGGUGAAUGAUGCUGAUACUAGCUUGCGAAUUGAGCUUUCCUGGCAUUUGAUUAGACUGGUAAAUCAUCGAAUCCAUGUUUUUUGUUUUCGCAUAA
Molecule: messenger RNA, 1960 nt
Organism: Klebsormidium nitens
Lineage: Eukaryota; Viridiplantae; Streptophyta; Klebsormidiophyceae; Klebsormidiales; Klebsormidiaceae
Source: the annotation of a GenBank genome assembly